CCACAUGAACUUCCAGGAUACCAAAACGGAGUCCCUCGAAAGCUUCCGUCCUUUCCCAGGAAGCGUUUUGCAGAAAGCCCACAAGCUCUGACCAAUCUUGGGAGAGAGAUGAAGAAAGCCACAGCAAUCGCUUCAAUUCUUCUCUUGGUAUCUCUUUCCCAUCAAGAAAUAUCCCACGCUUCUUCAGCUUCACCUCUUACAGGGCGAAACCAGGGUUUUGAAGGAUCUGCAGCUGCAAGAACUCUUAAGCAAGAACAAGAGCAAGAGCAAGCUCAUGAGAUACAUUGUUCUAGAGAAAGGAGUAAGGCAGCUUGGGAAGUAAUCGAGGAGUAUUUGAUGCCGUUUGUGGAACGAGAAGACUAUCAGAUUUCAAGUAAGUGUAGGCUUCAUCCUGGCAAUGAUCUGUUCAGGGAUCAGGAGCAGCACAAGAUUCAUGUGGAUGUAAACGAAUGGCGGUGUGGAUACUGUAAGAAAAGCUUCCGUGCUGAAAAAUUUCUUGAUCAGCAUUUUGACAGCAGACACUACAAUCUACUGAAUGUUAGUCACAGCAAGUGCUUGGCUGAUUUAUGUGGGGCAUUGCAUUGUGACAUCAUGAUGAAUACCAAAUCACCCAAAACCAAGUGCAAUCCUGCUGCUGCUGCAAGAAAUCGUCACUUAUGUGAGAGUCUUGCAGAUAGUUGUUUUCCUGUUAACCAGGGUCCCUCAGAAAGCCGUCUUCAUGAUUUUUUUUUGCGCCAAUUUUGUGAUGCUCACACCUGCUCUGGAAAACAAAAACCUUUUUCUAAGGGAGGCAGGAAGCAAACAAGUGUAUUCUACCUGGCUAUUUCAAUACUGACUUUGAUGUUGCUCCCUAUUUUUUAUCUACUUGUUUAUUUGCACCAAAGUGAAAUGAGGAAGAAAACUCAAGAGCUUAGGCGCAUCCCAAAAGUUGGAGGGAAAACAAAACCCUCGUAGCUGGUUAGGCUGUUGCAAUCAUUAAGUAAGGUGAACAUGGAGUAUAAUCGCAAGAUGUAGCUCCAAGGGGUAGCUCAAUCGGUUGGGACUAUGUCUCAUGAAGUAGAAAUCAUUAAUUCGAAUCUCCCCUUUUUUCUUUCCUUGGGGUUAAUUGCUUAUCAAAAAAUAAUGAUGUAUGUAUGUUUCAACUCUCUCCCAAUAGAUUUCUUUGUAAAUCUGUAUUUUGUCACGAAAGGCAUUGGAAAUGUUUGAAGGAACCUGGAAGCCAACCUUGCUAGAGUUCUAUUUACUGGUGUAAACUCUUUUUUCCCUAUUAAGGAGCCAAUUGUUAAUGGAACAGUAGAGAUAUAUGAAAUUUCUAUUUUUUA
This is a messenger RNA of Alnus glutinosa, 1322 nucleotides long. RefSeq lists its product as uncharacterized. The record is from RefSeq and is a predicted model, not a curated record. The transcript has 10 exons. Bases 109 to 954 code for a protein of 281 amino acids. Lineage: Eukaryota; Viridiplantae; Streptophyta; Magnoliopsida; Fagales; Betulaceae.